AGUAGUGGAAAACAAGAUGGCGACGUCUAAAUUGUAAAUGAGUUUAUCUUAGUAGAAAUCGGCCUCUGGGGCAUUGGUGAGGUGUUACCUGUCCUCUGAUAGUUUAAUAAACUUAGAGCUAAGAUAAAGUCACCUUAUGCGUUGUUAACGCUUCAAAGAUCUCUGGACAUCUUGGUUCUUUCCUUCAGCAACCUCCGGUUAAAGCCGGGGAGGCGAAGUUCUGAAUUUCAUUAUGGACAGUAACGUAAGUGGGGAGUAUAUCUCGACCAUGGAAAAUAUGGAUCCGACUUUGUCAGAACUAGGAGACGAAUUUACACUGGGAGACAUCGAUGAGAUGCUCCAGUUCGUCAGCAACCAGGUGGGGGACUUCCCCGACCUCUUUGAGGACCAGAUGUCCUCUGCAGGCUCCCUACAGAACGGUGCUGGGGCCACCCCACGCCCACCGCCUCAAGCCCCACAGACACCCCAGACCACUACCACAGUUUACCAGMACAGCAAYGUGACCCUCAYCCCCACCCAAACACUGGCCCCCCARUCCCUGCCCCUCACCCCACCACAGACCCCAGUCCAGACGUUCUCUUCGGGGCAGCAUCAGAUCCGCGCCCCUCCCCUGCUCCAGCCCCGGCCCCAGAUGCAGGCCAUCCAGCCCCAGCCCCAGCAGCAACCCACCAUCCAGGUCCACAGCCAGAGCAUCCCCAUGCAGACGCAUAGCUUCCCUGUGCACACCCUGGUCCAGACCCACAACCAGGCUCUGCCCAUCCAGUCCCAGGCCCAGACGGUGAUGAUCACAUCCAACGGCGGGCAGUCCCGCUUCAUCCAGAACCCUGUCAUCUGCCACCAAAGUCCCACUACAAGCUUCCAAGUCCUCCAACCGCAGAUGCAGAGCAUAAUGACAUCAUCACAGGUUCAACCCAUGACCAUCCAGCACCAGAGACUACUGCAGACGGGCCAGACCAUCCAGACUCUCUCCACCGCGCCUACAGUCCACACCAUGCAACAGCAGGUUCAACAGGUACCCCUUCUGGUCCACCAGCCUCAGAUUCUGAAGACAGAGAAUCUGGUUCUGACCACCCUGAAACCUGAUGGGACACAGGUUCUGUCCACCAUGCAGAACCCUGGGAUCACCACCUUGACCCAUCCUAUCCAGACACAGACUCUACAGGUACCGACUCUGAUGGGCAGUAACAUCCUGACCACUGUGCCUGUCAUGAUGGGGGGUGGAGACAAGCUGCCCAUCAAACAGCUGUCGUCAGGCACCUCCCACUGUGUAGGUGGGAACAGGCAGGUGAUGGACCAUGGGAUGGGGAUGGUGAUGGGUCCAGGGGGGGUGAUGAAGGAGGGGGAGAGGAGAACCACCCACAACAUCAUUGAGAAGAGGUACCGCUCCUCCAUCAAUGACAAGAUCCUGGAGCUGAGAGACCUGGUCAUGGGCGGCGACACCAAGAUGCACAAGUCAGGAGUGCUGAGGAAAGCCAUCGACUACAUCAAAUACCUGCAGCAGGUCAACCACAAACUACGGCAGGAGAACCUGGCCCUCAAGAUGAACAGCAAGAACAAGUCAGUGGUGCUGUCUGACGAUGUGGAGAUGAAACCAGAGAUGCUGAUGAUGUCACCUCCAGCCUCGGAGUCUGGUUCAGGAUCUCCUCGUGAGUUCUCUCCAUACUGCAUCGACUCCGAGCCUGGCAGUCCCUUACUGGACCAUGAGCAGGUGAAGAGUGAGCCUGGCUCACCAUCUUCCGUGGGAGUGAUGGAUCGCUCUCGUCUCCUCCUCUGCGCCCUCACCUUCUUCUGCCUCUCCCUCAACCCCCUGCCCUCUCUCCUGGGAUCUGAGGCCCAGGGCAGCUCUGGCUUGACCUCUGCACACGGAGCCUCCAGGACGCUGUUCUCAUUACCCAGCCAGACCCAGAACUUUGCGACCUGGCUUUGGUGCCUGUUGCCAUGGUUGACGGUAUGGAUGUUGAGCGGUGUUGGGGCAGUGUGGGGCUGUGUUAGGGUCCUCUACCUCUGGGAGCCUGUCACCCCCCUCCACUCGCCCAAAUCCGUCUCCUUCUGGAGGCAGCGUAAACAAGCAGACCUACAUCUCAACAGAGGUGACUAUACAGCAGCCAUGGCCAGUUUGAAAACCUGCCUGUCAGUCUUGACCAGAGYSCUGCCCACCACCAGUUGGGACCUCCUCUUCUCMCUCUCCUGGAACCUGAUUCGCUACUGUCUGCAUCACCCCACCCCUCUGGGCUGGCUGGUUCGCCAGGUUGGUGGGAAGCACAAGGGGGAGGAGUCCAAGACCAGCUCCCGGGACGCAGCUCUGGUCUACCAUAGGCUGAGCCAGCUGCAGCUCACAGGGAAGCUUCCCCAGCGCAGUGGCCUGUGGGCUCUGUCUCUGUCUAUGAGUGCCGUCAACCUCAGUGAGAGCGCCCAAAGCAAGAUGGCCCCUGCCCAGCAGGCCCAGAUCUAUGUCACCGCGGCAACAGCUCUGCGCACUGUACUGGGCCACCACCUCUCCUGCCUGCCUGGUUACCUGUUGAGCUGUGCUGAGGGUGUGGCCAGCCAAUCAGACUCAAAGCCCAUCCCUGACUGUCUGCACUGGCUCUUCACCCCAUUGGGCAGGCAGUUCUUCCUCAGCUGUGAUUGGUCUGUGAAGUCUGAGAGCCGAGAGGGCGUGUACACUUCCCAGAGAGACCCAGCUGACCCCAUCGCCCAGCUGCAUCGUUGUUUUUGUGAGAAGCUGCUGGAGAGAGCUGUGCACUCCCUCAUCCAGCCCCACACUGACACGGAGGCAGGCAAGCCUAAGAAUGACUCGGGGGAGUUCUCCAGUGCCUUGGAGUUUCUCCAGCUAUUGAACAGCUGCACAGAGGAGUCCUCUUCUCCUCCCUUCCCAGCCCCACCUAAUCACACCACCAUGCCAGUGGCAGACCCAGUGAGUCGCUGGUGGGCAUUGGUCCUAAAGGCUGCUGCCCAUUGGCUGCAAGGAGAUGACGUCGCUGUGAGGUCACUGCUGGCAGAGGCAGAGCGCAUGCCCAGAGCGCUCCAUACCCUCGAUCAUCCGUUGCCCAAGGCUGUGCUGCUGCUGUGUAAGGCGGUGCAGGUGAGCCUGUCUCCUCUGAAGGGAGAGGGGGCGGUGGCCUGUUUGUCUCAUUGCGACAGGGCCAGCAGCUACCUGCGCACCAGCAUCUCUGUUCCCCUGUCAGCCCAGUCUGGAAACGGGCUCAACAAGGGGGUGGAGCUCCUGGUCUGUGACCUCUUGCUGACCCUCAGGACCAGCCUAUGGCAAAGAGGAAGCAGCAGCAAUGGGGAGUCAGGCCCCGCCCCUGGCUCUCAAUUGGCUGGAUUCCAGCGGGACCUGAGUUCAUUGCGAAGGCUGGGCCAAUGCUACAGACAGGCACAACACAAGGUGUUCCUGCAUGAGACCACAGUGAGGCUGAUGGCUGGUGCCAGUCCCACCCGCACACACCAGCUACUGGAGCACAGCCUCCGACGCAGGACCAACAACCCUGGAUACACCACAGCAGAGGGUGACUGUGUUCUGGGUGAGCGUGAAAGGGCACAUGCCAUCCUGCUGGCGUGCCGCCACCUACCCUUACCCCUGCUGACCCCACCAGGGCACCGUGCCCGCCUGCUGGCUGAGGCCAAGCGCACCCUUGAGCGGGUGGGCGACCGCCGCUCCCUACAGGACUGUCAGCAGAUCCUGCUCCGCCUCAGCGGGGGCACCACCAUCGUGGCUUCCUGAUAAUUCCCCCUCAGACAGAUCUCAGAUCAGUUAGACCCACACACAUUAACGCUGACUUGUGAUCUACUCACUCAGAGUACUGAUCAGUGGUCAGUGAUGAGUUAUUCUCCACCACAUAUUAGAA
This is a messenger RNA of Salvelinus sp. IW2-2015, 3848 nucleotides long. Its product is annotated as sterol regulatory element-binding protein 2. Gene Ontology annotation, molecular function: protein dimerization activity; RNA polymerase II cis-regulatory region sequence-specific DNA binding; DNA-binding transcription factor activity, RNA polymerase II-specific. Gene Ontology annotation, biological process: positive regulation of cholesterol storage; positive regulation of transcription by RNA polymerase II. NCBI's taxonomy places the organism in Eukaryota, Metazoa, Chordata, Actinopteri, Salmoniformes, Salmonidae. Gene Ontology annotation, cellular component: nucleus. The record is from RefSeq and is a predicted model, not a curated record.